UUGUUUAGAGGUUCUUUAACAUGACAAUAAUGCGCUACCAGUACUACAUGUUGUCUUUGCCGUCCGAGCUGGGUCUGGCACUCCCAGGGUUGCUUUCUUGGUUUGCUUGUUGCAUGAAGCGAUCCAGGUUCUUCAGCUCUGCUAGCUAGCUAGUAGUUCAUGUGGAGUACCGGUAUCAUCUCGAAGAUGAGGACCGAAUCAUGGCUCCACUUCAAGAACCUGUACUAGCUAGUAGUGUGUCUCCAGAGCAGCUGCCGCAGCCAAUCCGUGCGCAUGUCUGGUUGCGAUGUCUCGUUCGCGGUCGCCAGUGGGCUGAAGCUUCCCUGAAGAGUUCUUUCUUCAUAAAAGGGAUUGCAUCAAUUUCCAUUCAUUACAAUUAUGAGCAUCAAGCUGCUUGCAAACGUCGGCGGUUGAAAGUAGAAUAAUACUAACUACAUGUACCACAAAGGAUAUUGCGCUUGUAGGUCUAUACUAGCCAAGACUAAUCUUACUGUAAGUACAAGAUCUAUGCAAAAGGUCAGUCAGUAGCAAUGAGCAUGGCAUAGCUACAAACACACACAAUUAAGCAGGUGUUUAGUAGUAUGCUCCACCAACCCACUCGUUGACAAUGUCGAUCAUGCCCUUUCCUGAGAUGGCGGUGUAGGUGACAAGGGAGGUAAGUCCAACCAUGGCCAAACGUCCGUUGAUAAUUUCGGCUUCCUCGGUGAGGCCGGUCUUGAAAGCGGGCAAGUAUCCGUAUCCUUCUUGGGCCAUGAUCUUGUCGUAGUUGGGGCUGUUUUUGUCGGCAAAGAGAGGAUCACUGAAGGGCAUGGGGCACAUGGCUGCCAUUAGGGAGACUCCGAAGGCGUGGGCGUUGGCGAUGAGGAUGAUGGCACGUUCGUUGGUGAUGGUGUUCUUUCCGGAGAUGGUGGCGAGGGUUCCCCAUUCCUUGAAGUCAAGAGCCAUGUCGGCAUCAGGGAUCAAUCCGUGUCCCUUGCAGUAAGCAGUGGCGCAGAUGAAGAACCAUCCGAACAUGGCGUGACGUCCGUUCCACUUUUCGGCCUGGACGGAAGGUCCCCAUCCCCACUGGGCAAAGCCAGGGAAUUGCUGCUCCCAGUCGGCUACAGCAUCAGAGUAGACCUCAGGCUUGAUAAUGUUCAAUGCAGUUGGGCUGCAAUUCAAGAGAGAGAGUUUGAAAUAGGGGAGAGAGGGAGAGAUCCGUUAGUACCUGCGAAAGCAAUGCAAAGGGCUAGCUAGUCUGUCAUUUCUUCAGAGUCUCUUGCGUACCUGUUCACCUGUUGCUUGACAGGGACGAAAGCAGAGGCGCCGGUGAGGCAGAGAAGAGCAGCGAGAGUUCGGAGAGGGGCCAUCUUGAUACACACUGGAAUAUUGAGCAGAUUGUGAUGAUGGAGCUGCGACUUGCGUCUCCUGCAAAAAGCACGGCCAAUCAAGUUGACCUUCAAAGAUCGCAGCUCAACCUCGAAAGCUCGAACGCAAUUCGCAGACAUGAUGACGUGUCGAAGGUUUUAGCUCUGACCUUAUCAUCACAUGAAAUAGCUUUAGCCUUACUGGAAGUGUCAAGAGCACCUUGGCGACGACCACUGGCCGUUGGCUAUCCUCUAACGGCGAGCCGACAAGUGCCGCCAACAAACAACAUGUUCCCUACACUGUAUCGGAGAGUAAACUCAGCAAACCAAACGGUUGCUAGGAAUCCAAUAAGAAUGUGCAAACAUCAAUCGCAAGAGGUUUGGUUUCUGUCGCCAUUUUGUCGAAUGAUUUGAAUAACUUGGCUGGGCUCUGACUUUGUGAGUUGCUGGCUGCUGCGGUGUUGUUGAUAAUGGGAGACGACAGCGAAUCCUCGAUGGCCCCCCCAUUGGCCCAGGCUGAAGCUGAUGACAUUCUUAUUCUGGGCGAAUUGGUGGGUGCCUACCAGUUGUCAACGGAAGAGUUGGUGACAUCCAAAUUGAAAGUGAAGCAUCUGCGACCCUACUGCAUUGUCAAGUUUGAAGAGAAAACAAUCCACUUUACCAGUCCGGCUGCUGAAACGGGAAGAGACCCCAUUUGGACCAUCUCCACGGGAUCUGUGUUCCUGCUACAAGUGUCUCCCAGUGCACUACUGCACGAGCAACUACAGAUCUCGGUAUGGUCCAAGAAGAAUGUCACCUCCUUACGAGGAGCAGUGCUGCUUGACAUGGAUACUUACUUUCUCGGAAAAAUCAAGAUUCCAGGAACAAGUCUGCUCAAAUACUGCAAUGAAGAAAGAUUGGAGCUGCCUCUACUCGACCUGCAUGGGACACAGGAAUAUGCGGAUAGUUCCAUUGCACUCAGAUUCCGACUGGCAACAGAAUCGGACGUUCGAUUGGUGGAGCUGCUCAGAGCACGGGGCAUUUCACCGCCUGCCUUGUCCUCGCAGACAUCCUUCAGUAGAUCAGAUAGUCAACUUGUCAACCCUGUCAAGGAACUGUUAUUGGUAGAAGGUAGUAAGCUACCCCUUGCAGAAACAGUCACUGAAACCAACGAAUCACAAGUGGCAGGAGAGUUCAUUAGAGACGCCCUGGCUUAUGCAUUCAAAGCAUCCACAAGGAGUGACAGAGAAAGUGGACUCCGAAAACUUAGAAUCAAACCUGGACCGGAUCCUAACCGAGUGGAAGAAACAACUUUCAUGACGGCACUCCAAAUAUCGCAGGAAACUAGAAAGCCAUCUCUACAGUGGGCUGACGCCGGGUCGGGGAGCGUUGGAACACUUCAUCUUGAAAUCCUGUCCUGUCAUGGACUGCCCAAUGUCGAUGUUGGGGAGGCGGUAGGAAACUUGACAGAUAGUUUUGUGUGUGCCGUAUUUGAGGACGUCAUGGUCCAGACGCCAGUGAUUGAUGAUGAGCUCAGUCCUCAUUGGAUGCCGUGGACGCAAAGGGCCUUUAGGAUUGGGAUAGUGCACCCUUCCAGUACUCUCUAUCUGGGAGUAUUGGAUUAUGAUCUGGGACCUGGUGGGCAUGAGCCCAUUGGAAGAGUUGCCGUCAAUCUCACCAACUUUCAGAGCAACACGGCGUACACUCUCAAAUACAAACUGCAUCCAACGUCCGAUCUUUCGGAGCGAGAACCCAAUGGGAUCAUCACCAUUCGGAUAAGAAUAGAGUACAACGACGAAAAGGCUGCGCUUCUUGCCGCACGGCAACCUACGCCCGUGUUCCAUGUCAACACCAGAAAGCACAAGACGUUCAAGGUACUACGCUACACCUGUUUUGGUGAAUAUGAUAUCGAAGAAAAGUUUACUUGGGCCGUCACCAAAUCGUACAUUGGAGAAAUCUUGGAAUAUUGGAGGGCAAUCAAAUUCUACACUGGAGAGUCUUUUUGGUCAUUGGUGUUCUGGAGAGGACAAGUGGAGAUUUGCUCCAUUCGCUUGCCAGUCCAUUCAGCCGUGCUCUUUGUCUCGGGCACCGUCUUGAUCGAAAGACCAGACCUCAUAGUGCCGUUCUACUGUCUCUUUGUAGCAUGGUUCAUGCUUGCUACCAUGAGCCACCGUCGCGCAACUCCGUCACCAUGGCACACAUGCAACUCGUUUUGGCAUUACAUCGAAGUGCUAGCCACCGGGAAGUCAACUACUGGCGUCAAGCAUUACAUUCGACCACAUGAAUAUUCAAAACAAACCGAAGAGUACGACGCUGCGAUUCAUGAGUGGCUGGAACGGUAUCAAAGCAGUCUUGAUUCCAGGGCGGCCAUGGAAGAGAAGUUGAUGUCCAUUGGAGACGAAAACAUUACAACGGCAGUGUCUGGGCAGAUGCUACCGGUCGACCUGCUGGAGAAGCUGGGAAGAUAUCAGGGUAUUGUUGGGAGAAUCUGCACAAGGAUACGAAGGAUCAAGAGCAUCAUCAUUUGGGAGGACAGCACCAAAUCUUUUUGGAUCGCUGCAACCUAUUCGGGACUCGGCCUCGUGGGUCUUCUCCUGCCGUGGCGAUUCAUCCUUUAUCUAGUUGGAAGGAUUGUCGUCUGGGGUUGUCUUGGCCCACACAUGAAGUUCGUGGACAUUUACUUACAACAAUCGAACAAAGACAAAGCUGCUCGAGAGCUUGAAGACUUCCGCCAACAAAGUCGUCUGGCAAGAAUCAGGAGAGAGGAGGCAGUGAAACUCAAAGAUGUGAAGUGUCUUGCCUUUGGGGAGUUUGUUACAUUGGUCCCCAGCGAGAAUCUACCUCGGCAUUAUGAUCGGCCGCUUCAUGAGUCCCUCGCGAGGCAUGUCCCCAACGAGGGCGCCGAUAGAAUGCCUGCGACCAGUAGGAUUCCCGGACAACAAUUGUACGGCGCCAUGAUCCCGCACACCAAGAUAGGCUUUCAGAUGGUUCAGCAGGAAUCAGCGAACAGCCAGACCAGAGUUGCUGAACUUGAACAGCAACUGGCCAGACUGCAAGACAUUGAAGAGCGCCUGUCGUCUCGUGCAGUUGAAACCUCAAUAGACCAAGAGCUUCCUGACGACAUGGGAUACGAGGUUACUCUGUUCGAACACAAACACGAGGAAUCCAUAUCCGACACGAAAGAUGACACGGAAGUUACCGUGUCUCUUUCGCCCACCGGUUUGAAAAGCCAAAACGAGACGUUUGAGAAUUGCUCGACGGGCAGCCCCAAGACGAAGCAUCAGUUUCUGAAGACAACGGCGCGGAAACUUGUACAAGAGCGCCUUGAUGAAGAGGAUGAUGAGGAUCCGGAAGAAGAAGACAGUGAACACGACAGCAAAACAAAUUCUUUGGAAGAACUGAAAUCGCUGGACGACACAAAGUCGUAUCAAUCAUCGUUUGUCAGUCAGCAAGGAUAUGAGGUUGACGAAACCGCCUCCUACAUGACGCCUCUGCAGACUUAUCCUAAGCCCGGCGAGAAUCAACACUACGUAAUGAGCGCAUCCUUCAUGACGCCUUUGCAGGACGAUGAUGGCUCAGAGCCACACCCACCGGAAGAAGAAGAAAGCGAUAGCAUGAAAUCUUUCAUGACACCGUCGCACGAACCUGAUGCGAGGACACAAAACAAUGAUGCUUGCUUCAUGACGCCAGAACAGGACUUCGUGACGCCAGAACAGGACGUUGAAGAAGAGAAAAAAGAAGACGACUGUGCAACUGCGAUGCUUGACCUUCCCGAUCUGAAGACAGACAAGGACAAGGUUGAGGCAGAAACGGUGUACGCGGAGAGCAAGGCAGUAGCCCUGACGAAAGCAAUAGCUGGCUCGUUGGAACGUCGGCUGAAAGGCCCCAGAGGCAAGGCUGCUGAAGAUGCCACUGAGAAAAGCAAUCAACAACAGGAAGAUCUAGACUUGGAACCCAAGACUGAAGAAGCUAAGGCAGAAGAAAAUGACCAACAACCGGAACCUCAGGAUUUGGAACCUCGAGACAAGGCUGUUACCGAAUCUGGGACUGCCACGGAAGAAGACAAUUCACAACUGGAACCUCUAGAUUUGAACCUCGUCAAGAGCAGCUCCAGAUCAAGUCAAGACAAGGCUGCCGACGCUGAAGCCCUUGAUUUGGACGUUGGACCUAGCCCGAAAUCAUGCCAAAGCCAAAUAACUUGGAGUUUCUCCACUGCGACAGAGUUGGCGAGUGAUUGUGGCAGCAGGGACGACAUGAGCCCAAAGGCAGGAACGGUUGCCUACGCUAGAAGCUUCGUGACUGCCCGCGGCAGCUUGAUGAGUGGAAGUGUCGACGCUUCUGAGGUGACUGUCAAAAUGAAGCACAACCUCGAGCAAUUCGGCGACAGGCAAGGAGACACGACACCUGAUUUAAGCGUGAGGAGGACGUGGAGUUCAUCUUCUCUCCAGAAAGAAAAAACCUGGAUAAAGCAGUCGCCCACAGACACCAUCUUCGAAAUGCACACUAGCAAAAUCGAAACAAGGAGAAGCUCUGUCAUCUGCGAAGAGGGCAUGGAAAUCGUUGCCAUGGGCCGCCUUCGCACAAUUGGCGACGAAGACCUCACGUCGGAAGAAGGAGACGACAGCACGACAGAAAAGCCCAAAAAGAACGAGAGCGUGAACUAUGCUAACAAUGCUGGGGCACACGGUCUAUCGGUGCCUUAUAAGGAAUCCAACAGUCAUGUUCAAGUAGCUCAUUUCCGGCCUUAAUCCGAACAAAUUGUGAAAAAGAAAGGAUCAUAGCCGAGAAGUGCAUAAUCCUUGUUAGCUAAUCUAGAUUCAAGCCUUACACAAGCAU
Messenger RNA from Seminavis robusta, 6161 nucleotides. Lineage: Eukaryota; Bacillariophyta; Bacillariophyceae; Naviculales; Naviculaceae. The record is from the annotation of a GenBank genome assembly.